Messenger RNA from Caenorhabditis auriculariae, 10586 nucleotides. NCBI's taxonomy places the organism in Eukaryota, Metazoa, Nematoda, Chromadorea, Rhabditida, Rhabditidae. The record is from the annotation of a GenBank genome assembly.
AUGGUCGGCGAGGCUCCGCCCACACUCCGAACCAUCAACCAUCACGGAGACCCACUCUAAUCUUUAUUUGGUUCUCUGUUGCCUCCACUCAUCCCACGCUGCCUCGUCUUUCGAUUUACUGCAGAUAAACAUUAUGGCCUCCGCUCUUUUUGCUAUUUUACCAUCUUUUAGCCAUCUCAUGCUAUGCGAAGAAAUUUUACCAUCGUGUUAAAUUUGUUCUUCAAAUCUUUCAGCUCAGUUUUUCAAUUUUUUCAACAAAUCUUUUUUUCAAUUUUUUCUUCUCAAUGCAUAAUGCCGGUUCUUCUCAUUUUUUUCACCAUUUUGAAUAAUAUUUAAAUUGAUUUAUUUUCAGCAGCAAAAGAUUACGAUCCGCAGGAGAUUCUUCGCAGACUUUAAGGUGAAUUUUUUCAGUUUUUGUUUUUUGCUUAACAAUUGAAUUGUGAGUUUUGUUUCUCAUGUAUCCUAUAUUAUAUUUGCGUGCUUGAAAAUAGGAUUUUUGUACUGGACGAUCUCCGAGUUUUUUUCUUCACCAUUUCACAACCUCCAACACCGUUUAUCGGCCAUUAGCCGUCGCGCCGUGCAAAGUGUCUUCCAUUAAACCCUAAAACGGCAACAUUCCAACUGCGGCCAAGGCGCUUUUUGCCCCGUUGAAACGGAUUUUUCAACUUUUAAACCUACCUAGUUAAAUAUAUUAUGAAAAAAGAGAGAGAUGAACAAACGUUUUAUACAAAAGCAUGAACGUUUUGGUCCGUUUUUUUCAUAUUGAGAGCAGAUAAAUAACUGUUUCCAUUGAGACCUGCAAAUCCUCUCAGGAAAAAAAGUUUUGAAAAUUGUCUCCAAAGCUUACACAGUUAUGAACGUGUAUAACACUUUCUGAAACUUCAAAAAUCUCUGAUUUUCUGGUAAGAAAAAGACAUCAACAUUAAGAAAGUAUGCUUUUUUCGAAAGUUUUCUUUGUGCAUGUAAUCAUACAGAUUGUAUUCUGUUAUAAUUUUUUUCCAGAGUGUCGUAUGUACAUUAAAAGCGGAAAAAGCUUGGAAAAAAAAAAUUUCAAAGCUCUUCUUUUUCUUGAAGCUUAUAGAGCCGUGGGUGUCACGAUUCUUCACAAAUUUCAAAACUCCGGAGCACGAGAGAAUCCUUGGAAAGAUGAACAGUCAGAGCUUGUCUCAAAUCUCUCUGUCUCUCUGUACUUUUUUCUUUCGGAUUUCGCUUUUUAUUCCACUUAAAAAGGACCGAGAAGCAGAUUUCGGUCUCUGUGGACGCUUUCUUGUUGCUUCUUGGCUCGAGACCGAGAAGUAGCCGAAGAAUAGAAGAAGAAAUAGAAGAAGACGUGCGACGGCGCCGGUCAUUCGCCCCAAAAGUCGUAAUGAGGAGCGGAGCUCUCGCCAUUCCGUCGCCACAAAGACUCACAGUUAUGAGCCUUUUCAAUGUGCUCAAUAAAAUUUGACUGUCCGUGUGCCUCGUCUUCUCCUUCUCCUUUCCUUCUCCGCCAAGCCAUUCCACCAUGUCGUUAAGAGUUUAGGACCCUUUAGGCUUGUGAUCUUCUUCUUCACAAAACACGCUCGUCUGGCAUUCUUGUUUCAAUUUUACGGCUGUAUAGGUUUUCUCCGGGGCUCCUGGUAGUUUUCUUUUUGUUUAAAUUAUUUUUAAAGCCUGAUUUUUGAUUUCGUACUGCUCGAAAGUCUUUUCGUUUGUUGAGGUCGAUUUUUUAAUCUAGCAAAAGUGUUAUCGGAUUUUUUUACUAAUAAAAAUCGAGGAUUAAGGAAGUCAUUCAUAUUUUUCUCAUUUUCUUUCUCAUUUUCCACACUGAAGUAAACUUAUGAUUAUAUAUUAAUUUCAUAAUUUUAUAAUUUGGGUUUUAAUAUUUUGAAAAAUGAUCGAUAGUUUCAUUCCAGAAGUUAGAGAAAAUUCGCUUUCCGGACCGCCCAUAUGGCCUUUUCAGAAAUGCACUCAGGCUCCGCCUCUCUUUCUGGACAGCCACCUGUUCACACCUCACCUCCUUUCUCCCUUUAACGGCUGAGAUCGAGCUCCUGAGCAAAAUCUCCCGAUUCUGAAGCUUCAUCUUCAAACCUUGUGUCUUGUCUUGAGCUUCUGACUUUAUCUCUCCAUUCUCAAUAGUGAGUUUUACAAAGAUUUCUUUAAUUGUUCAAUCUUCUGAAGUUUACUAGUUCUCUGCAGAACUUUGCAUAUUUUGGUGUAAUGAGAGAAAGCUGUUUUCCAUUUUACCUGGAAAUACAGACUUUCUUACGGUCAAAAAAAACUUAUAAGACAUAUUGAAAUAAGCUUUGGUAUAGCUUUAUUAUAACUUUGUUUGAACUUGAGAGGAGAAAAUAAAGGCGGAGUUCACUUGUCUGUGUACGGCUCUGAUCUUAUGAUGAAAAUGACAGAACGGAACACUAAUUAUGAUAAUGGAUAAUGCCUCAUCGGAGCAACAGUGAAGAUGCGACUAAUGAGGACGAAUCCGUAGAUAUCUGGAUAAAGACUUUCCAACCUUUAUGAAGCCGCCUUCAUUAGCUUUGACUUAAGGGUGUUCAUUAAAUACGAAACAAUAGGUUUAACAGUAAGCCUUAUCUCUUGAUAACGAUGUAACUCAUUACAGGGGAUCCUUUUGGAACACACCUUCGUUAGUCCUUACAUAUGUGACCGUAAGUCAAAUAUAAUGAUCUUUCCGGAAUUAAGGAUCACACCAUAAUGACCUCUCCAUUGCAAAUCUGGAAAAUCCUCAAAUCAUAUCUUCAGACAGACUUUGCGCGAGUCGCUCUUCUUUUAUUUUUUUCGGCUUACAUAAAAUGCUUUUGACUUCUUCGAAAACUUAACUUCAGAAGUUAUAUGCAUCAAGACUAGACUAAAGUAUUAAUUUUGAAAAUUUUUUACGUUUACCUCAAUAUUUCAUCCUCAGAACGACUUACCCACUUUUAAAGGUGCUGUAUAAGGAUCAAAAUUGUUGAAUAAGGUUCAUGUUCUGAAAAAAAGCACAAGAUGGUAGAAAAGCCCUCGAUAUUGUUAUCAGUCGUUCCGUUGGCGCAACUCUUAUGAGCCUCGGCGAGCUCUCAAACGGAGCCUUUUCUCAAGCCUCCAACACUCUUAGAACUGCUCCAAUAAAGUGCCCACAACCCUCUUUUCUCCAUCUUUCAUUAACUGUUUUUUGGCUCUCCAACUGUGGAAGCUCACAGUUACCUUUGCAUGAUCCAUAGAAGGUGGCUCGUUAAAAAAUGAUCUUCUUUUGAGCAAACAUUCGGCAAAGUUGAAAAACACCACCAUUAACCAUUUAUUAUUAGUUUGAUGGCCGUGUUGUUAACUUUCUUUUUCGAUUACUUUUUUUUCUUUUCAGCAUACAGAACAGAACUUGGCUUUUGGCGGUUUUUUUAGACGGUUGAGUUGUGAAGAUUUUUUUUGUUCCCUCUUUCUGUUUAUAAAAAAGUCCUUAUUUUUUGUGUGAUUUCCUCACUUAUAAUUGAAAUAAAUGAUAUCUUAAUUUUUUUGAAAAUUGUUCACGGUCAUUACAUCGAAGUAAUGUCAUAUUUUCAGCUUCAACUAGGACUGUUGCAAAAAAGACCAAAGAUGGUUUUAUUUAUUUCCAUAAUACUGUUGAGUUUUCGAGAUUUGUUCUAUUUGUAAGCCCUCUGACCAGAAAAUCUUUUGCUAUAUUUAAUAUUUUUCAAGCUUUUUUUCUCAUUUUUAUUUUGAAAAAAAACUUUAUUCGAAUUGUCCUCCUCCGACGAGGCAUCGUGCCCUCCACUGCCAGAACCAAUAAUCAUAAUCAUUAAAUCGACGGCCGCCUCGCCAGCGUGAGUCGGUUUUAACGGGGAGCCAUAGAAAACAAAUACUCAUUUAUGGGACACUUUGGGCCUUUCGCCUUCAUGAACCCAUCAAAUCGUAGGACUCUCCUGCACAUGUCCCUGUCCAGAUCUUCGUCUUUUGCAAUUCCAUCACAAAAAUCUUCCUCGCAGAAAUUCUUGGAACGAUUUUGCGUUGAAAAGGCGAUACAAAAUUUAAAACUAAGGACAAUGUCUUUCUCCCAUCCAUAAUAUUGAUUAGUACAAAAGUGAAAAUUGGUUUCGAUAGGCUAUUUAUCAAUUUAGGAAUAAAACAAAAAUUUCGCAUUCUUUCUCACGAUAAUUUGCAAUCACAUCUGAGUUUUUAUUUUAUAAUAAAAACUGAUUGUAGUCGUUUUCGCACUUUUCGGAAAUGUUAUGACCCAUCAGCUACAUGACUCAUAUUAUAUGAAUCAUGUCAUUUUUUGAAAUGCCACGGGAUAUCGUAUAUUUUUUUCGAGGCUGAAAACUUACUUCAUGAAAAAUUGCGAAAACAGGCAGUUUUUCGGGAAAAAAACUUAGAUUUAGCUUUCAAUUUUUCCAAAUUUCUUCUGCCUUUCAAGUUUAAAAUUUCACCAAAGGGGAUUUUUUAUUGUUUUUUCUGAUUUUUCACUCAUUAGAGAAUACUUUUACUUGCCUGGAUAAUAUUUCUGUUCUAGUAUUUGUUAUAGUUUCGCUACCAAUUAUUUUGAUAAAAUACUCGAGGCGCAAAUAUUUAUCAAAGAGCUGGACAAAAUAGGUUUACGGUAGUGCGGAUAAUCGCUUGGGGAUCUACGAAGACUCGUGUUUGCCUCGAGAGUCGGUUAGUUCCGGUAAAACUUUGGGCAGGUGUUUGACGGAGUAUUGCCUUUAAUGCAAAUAGAUUUUCUCAGAGAAUAUGUAAAGUUGAAAAUGAAGUGUUCGAGGAAAAAACGGAUGAGGAUGUCUUGAAAAAAAUCAGACAAGAAAAUAAUUGAAAUCGCAAGGUUUUGUAUGUUUGGAGCAUUCCCGUGCGCACACAAUCUUUCAAUUUCAAAGAUGAAACAUUUAAUUAGACAGAAAAACUGAAAUUUCCACCAGCUCAAUGUAGCAAUGUGAAAAUAUUUCGAGAAACUCGAAAACACCUGAUAAAUCUUCUUCAAUUAUUUAACUUGAUCCUUUUUGUCACCUCGUUGUUUUACUCCGAAACGAAUCAAUUAGAAUUAACACCUAACUAAUUGGAGGUCGCACUUGAAAAGUGCCAAAUUGACGAAAGUGAUCCCUCGAGUGCCAAGUCACGUAUUGUCGCCAUCUGGGAUUUGGUCGGCCCUCAUUGGGAUUAUCUAAUCUUUUUUCUGUUCUGCGAAUGUUAGGAUCAUCAUCAUCCCUUUUAUUUGAUUCCUACAGAAAAUGUCAUUGAAAUGACAGAAGUCUGAAGAGAAGGAAGCUUAGCUUCUUGGAAUUUUCGAUGAAGAGAUCGAGUUGAGCUUGAAAAUAAAGUUUUUGGCAAAGCUCAAGUAUACUUUUCUCAAUUUAUGAAAGCUUUUAGGAAACGAGAGAACCGAUUAAAGUUGGAAGAAGCUUAUAAAAAGUUAUUAUCGAAGGAUUCAAUUUGUUAAAAAGUUUUCAACACCAGAUUGCCUUGAAGUUUCUUCAAAUUAAAAUUUAAGAGUGGAAAAUCCAGAAUUUCCAGUAGAGAAGGAACAACUUUCACGAACAUCAUUUUGGCUACCGCAACUCUGCAGUGAAUUGUAAACUACAGUAAUCAUUAGAGAGCCAAAAUUAGUUUCCUCCUUUAAAAAAAGUGCACCAAUUUUUAAGACUUGUAGUCGUUUUUACAGUCUUCUACUCACUUAAUUUUUGACCUAGAUUUUUUUUUCGAAAAGUUUAGGAUUUUUUUUUCAACUUUUUUCGAGACGAUUUUGGCUCAAGAAAAAGUCUUAAUGACCUAUCCUAUCCCACGUUGAGAUCCAUGUCGCGAUGUUUGAGGAGUUGUCAAAGGAGCGAAAUUGCUCGACGACUAUUAGGCCAACAAUCGAGCCGAAGUCAUUAUGCGUGGACCAAGCUCGAGGAGGCGUGAGCACAAUUCGCCCACCACCGGCGGAUUUAUUCAUCAGACCGGUGUCAAAUGAGAGCUCCCCUGGUGGACUUUUCGCCGUGGACCUGCUCAUAUUUCUUCCCGGCAGCUCCGCCUAUCUUCCACUUGCUGUCGCUACCUGCAACACUUACCUGCCGCUCUUCCUUUUUUCAAACUUCUUUCUUAUCUUAAUAUCUCGAAUGCUCAUUGCCAGUACUGUAGUCGGCUGCUUCCAAAGACUUUUCAAUUAAUUAAUUAAUUGAGAGAUUGAUUACAGUAGGAAGAAAAAUGAGGAAAGAGAUUAGCUUUUUACUUCGUGAACUGGUUGAACACUGUGAAAGAUUUUGCUAAAUGGAAAUUAACUUUCUCUUUAUUUUGACAUUCUAGCCCAUUUGUUUUUUUAAUUGCAAUGACUUUUAACAAUGGUAAUCAUUGUCGAUCACUUCUCUCAAGUUAGCCAGUUGUUUUUAAAUAGAAUUUUUUUUCUUGGUUUUUCUACAUGAAAAUGUAUCAAUAGUUUGAAAUUGGGAAAAGAAAAACUCAAAUAGAAGAUAACUUUUCACGACUUGUAUUUCGUUAAUAUGUUUCAACUUCUUUUUUAUUCAUCUAUUUUUGCGUUUAUAAACAUGAAUCUUUGUUUUCUGGUAACACGAGUAGCGACGUAAACGCUCAUAAACCGAAAAUUUUCAUGAAUUCGUUUCAGCAGCGAGAAUCUGUCCUCUCAAACUUUUUCUUUCCUUCCUUUUUUUUCGAUUUUCUUUCUCUCUUUUUUCAAAAAGAAAUUCAACAAAACCACUGACUAUUUUCUACAAAAAUUUGCUACUAAACCAAAAAAUGCGUUUACUUGUUUGAAGCUCCAAAAUGACUUCCUUUUUCUUGCCGCUGGUGACAUGCAGCCAAACGACUUUUAAUGGAUCGUUAAAGCGGGAAUUUCAAAUUUUUUCGUGUUCCUUGUAAACUAACCGCAAAAAAAGGAAGAAAAAGUUCGGAUCGUUAAAUUGAGUGGAAUUUCAGAUGAACGCGUCCGCCUCGACGUCCUUGCCCCCAAAGGCUUGUGCCACACUGAUGAGCCUUCCUGGAGAACUUCUCGCCGUCAUCGACUCGUUCCUUCCCUGCGAGGACUCUCACAACUUCAAGGUAUGUCUUCGGCUUCUUAAAAGGCUACUAAGAUCAUCAAAAGAUGCGGAGGCGUAGUUUUGCUUGAACUGAACUCAUAAAUUAGACUGAGCUCUUCGGAUUCGAGCCGUUUUUAAAUGAUUUUUCGGUCAUUCUAUCUUCUUCAAAAAUUUCUUCUUUUUCAAACGGCAGUAUUUUUUUUUGCGGAAGCUCGAAACUUUUCUUUUGAUCUUCAUGAACUCCGUGAAGGCUUUAAUACAUGAUUCAAGUCAAUUGACAAAAGUGAUGAAAGGUUUUUUUCGGGAUCAACUUUUGUUCCAAAAAGUGCUCUUGAGCCUCAGACUUGUCUCAAAUCAUGUGAUAACAGUUUUUUUUUCUUCGGAAACUUUCAAGGGCUUAGCCCAUCGUCCCCCACAGUUUAGUUUCGACGUCGGCUUAUCCGGUUUUGUCACAAUGCAAUUCGCUCUAAUCCUGUAUUCAAAGGGGGUUUUUCGAUUUAACGUGUCUGAAAACUUUGAAAAGAAUAUAAUAACAAAAGUCGAGAAAAAUCCUGCGAAGCCAUGGUGAAGAUCUCUUACUUGGCAAUACUGUAGCGCUUCCGAAUCAGAAAACUCUAAUUACACCUCUAAUUAAAGUGGAAUGCCAAAAGAGAAAAAAAAACUCGCAGCAACAGGUACGGUAAUUAGUCGAGAGCGACGCUGACAAUUGACUGGCAGGUUGCCAAAUAUUGAUUGACAGCCGUGACAGCGCCUGCCCUGGGGUCUUACAACGAAUGAGAAAACUUUAGCCUGAGAAACCAACAGUUCGAUGGAUGUUUUGUUUUUCAGAUGACCGCGGAAAGGAUCAGCCUCGCCCUCCGGAACAACUUCCAGCUCUUCGACAAGAUGAAUGUGAGUGACGUGAGACUGUGAAAUGAAGCAAGAACUGAGAAUUUCGUUGAUCUGCCUGAAAAACGCGAUCUUUUUGCAGCUGAGCGACGAUCCAGCCGAGUGUCGGAUGAUUGACUCGCGUGGCCGAGCGCCGUCUCGGCCUUUCUGUGCUCAAAACGCGGCGCGAAUCAUCUCGAUCAUGCCCAACCUGGAGGAGAUCACCGUCAUCAUGAAGGACGUCUCUAUCAACAGAAAUCCGCAUCUUCCCGUCUACAGUCUUGCAGGUACAUCGGCCACCCUGAGAAUUAUUGAGAAACAAACGUCUUUCCGUUCACUUUCACAAAGAAAAACUCACAAUUGUUUCAAAAAACAAAAUCGAUUCUCAUCUGUACGAACUCUAUAUUUGGCGAAUUGAAAUGAAAACUUGAUGUAAAUUUUUUUUUUGGACCGCUUCCAUUUUUUCUGAUUCUUGAAGAAAAAAAAAAUGAUGUUUACCUGAUCGUUUUCAUGAAACUGUUGAAAUCACAAUUUUUUCUCAUUUUUAAAUUUUUCCAGACUGCACGCCGUACACGCCCGGAGGCUAUCUUCUCCAUCUUCUGGGCUCAAUUCCGCCGGCUCAAUUGUCCCUCCGACAGCUCUCCCUUCACGUCGACGUCAUGAUCGAAACACUCAAUGUUAGUUUCUUCUGAAAAUUUUAGUUCUAAAAAAUUAUUUACGAGUUUUCUAAACUAUUCUGUAUCUAAAUUUUGUAUUCUACAAACAAAAAAGCUAAAAUCAGUCUUGAAUUUCAGGACGCCGUCAUUUUCUGCCCUUACGAGGACUUGAAAUUCGCCCUUGAUCACCUGACCAACGCCAACUUCAACACUUUUGUUCAGGUUUCUCUCCCCAAUCUGAACUCCGAAACAUAUUCCCGUUUCAGAUCUCAGUCUGCUGUGCCCAAUUCAAGGCUUCAGAUGAAAAUGCGCGGAAUCUUCUCAUUGCCGGAAUGCAACAUAUUCUCAAGGUACUUUUUGUUUGAAAAACAUUUGGCGAACUUUUAAAAGGAAAAAGCUAGCCUAUAAUUGAAAUUUUGCAGCACACCGAUGCCAUGGGCGCCAAAACGGACUUUGUAGCGGAGCCUUGCGAAGGUACGUUCUAUUCAAAUGAAAUCCGAUAUGAACUGUUAUGACCGAUUCCAAGACAAAUUCACAUCGAAUCAUUUUUUCUUGUCUUAACUUAGACGUUUUUUGUUUUGUGAAAAAAUAUGAUUUACUGAUAAAUUCAACACGGAUCUCAGCAAACAGGACAGAAAGACCUCCAAUUUUUUGGCCGAUACUUUUCCGAACCGGGAUUUUCCGAAUCGAAAUCCGAACCGAUACUUUUCCGAACCGUACUUUUCCGAAUCGGGUGUAUACUUUUCGGAACCCAAAUUUAUUAUGCUUUUCCGAAUCGUAAUUCAAUUAAUUCUUUAGGUGGUACCGUCAUUUUCAAUCCGAUUCCUUAUAAUUUUUUUCCCAGAGUGCAGCCUUCCGUCUGACCAUUUUCGAAACUCGAAUAGGAUUCAUUUAUCCUCGAGUGCUCUUUCAGAAACUUUUUUUCUUGGUUCUUUCGAUUUCAGAACGGACUGUGGCAACGCCAAUGCCAACGGUCCGCUCUGAAGUUGACUGGCCCGUUUUCGUCUUAGAAAUUUGAACUUGGAAAACAGUUUCAAGAUUCGAAAUUUCGGUGUGCAGGAAGGACUUUAAAUCCGCAAGUGCUCUUCAGAGCUGACCGUUGGCAUUGGCGAUGCCACAGUCCGUUCUGAAAUCGAAAGAACCAAGAAAAAAAGUUUCUGAAAGAGCACUCGAGGAAAAAUGAAUCCUAUUCGAGUUUCGAAAAUGGUCAGACGGAAGGCUGCACUCUGGGAAAAAAAUUAUAAGGAAUCGGAUUGAAAAUGACGGUACCACCUAAAGAAUUAAUUGAAUUACGAUUCGGAAAAGCAUAAUAAAUUUGGGUUCGGAAAAGUACACAACCGAUUCGGAAGAGUACGAUUCGGAAAAGUAUCGGUUCGGAUUUCGAUUCGGAAAAUCCCGGUUCGGAAAAGUAUCGGCCGAUUUUUUAAAGUUUCAGAUUUUUUUUAAUAAAGCUUUGACUUAAAAAAAGGGGGGAGGGAAGUAAACUACUUAUAUCCAAAAAAGGGGGAAGUAAACUACUCAUAUCCCGAAAAACCUGAUAACCAAAUAUUUGUCUUUGCAGUGACUGUAAAAUGUUCACUAAUUUUCGUUUUGAUGGGGAGCGACUCCAUUAAACUGUUUUUUUCAACUUUGUAGCGGAAACAGAAUAAUUUCACUUGCUUUUUAACAAAGACUUAUAAAAAAAACCUUGGAAUUAGUUCAUGAGGUUUCACGACAAAUAGCAUUAUUUUAGUUUAAAUUCAAUUAGAUUUCCAUGUUUGCUCCCUCUGACUUCCUAGCAAGCGAAUUCUUUGUGAAAAGAAAACUUUAAAAAUUUUUUGAAGCCAAAAACCAAUCUCGUGUUGGAGUGAUACGGGAAGUGGCUCUGUUUGCGAUAUUUAUGUUCCUUUGAUAACACAAAUAGAAAAUCUGUAAAGAAAAAAACGAAUCUAGAAGUUUUUUUCAAAAAAAUUCCUAUAAGUUUUUUUUUGCAGGCUAUGUUGACAUGACUGUGGAAAAAGGCGCUGUGGAGUACUCGUUCGCCUUUUUCUACUACAAUCCGACGAUCUGCGAACCUUCAGUCGACGAGGACCUUCCUUUCAUGUUCCCCCUCGAAUAA